GCAGCCCCCGGGAGCGCGGGAUGGGUGGCGCGCUGCUGCUCGCGCUGCUGGCGGCGGCGCGGGCCGGCGAGCCCAACGCGACCGACCUCACCCCCGACCUCGACCUCACCUCCGACUACGCGCCCGACCUCACCCCCGAGCCCGAAGCCGACGAGAAGACCCCGUUGUUCCCCGAGGACCUGUUCACGGAGGAGCAGCGCCGCUCGGGCGCCGUGCUUUUACACGUGAUAGGCAUGGGCUACAUGUUCGUAGCGCUGGCGAUCGUGUGCGAUGAGUUCUUCGUGCCGGCGCUGGACGUCAUCAUCGAGCGGCUCGCUAUCCGAGACGAUGUCGCGGGCGCUACUUUCAUGGCGGCUGGCGGGUCGGCGCCGGAGCUGUUCACGUCCAUCAUCGGCGUGUUCGUGUCGUUCGACGACGUUGGCAUCGGGACGAUUGUCGGCUCCGCCGUGUUCAACAUCCUGUUCGUAAUCGGGGCGUGCGCGCUUUUCUCCCGCACCACGCUCUCCCUGACGUGGUGGCCACUGUUCCGCGACUGCACCUUUUACUCCAUCAGCCUAAUCGUGUUGAUAUACUGUUUCCGUGAUAGCGUGAUAUACUGGCAGGAGGCCUUGGUACUGUUCUCGUUGUACGGCGCGUACGUGAUGUUCAUGCGGUGGAACCAGCCGGUGGAGCGAGCGCUGAAGAAGCUGAUAUACAAAAAUAAGGUGACCCGCGUCCGGAGUACAGAUCAGCUGAUGCCAACGCACCAGACCGCCGCUCAGACGUUGCACGGGAAUGCGACGACAUCGAGCGAGACGUCUGUGGGGACGAACACGGCUACUGUUACCGCCACGCCGGGGUCCAGCAAGGCCCCCCCACCGGCCGCGAAGUUCCGUCAUGGUUUGCUGCAGCUCAUGAUACACACCAUCGACCCUAUGCACGACGGUGAGUUAGGUAAAGUAGACGAGAAGGCGACGCAGCUACACGCGAUAGCCUCGCUGAAGGUGCUGCUUGAGGCGACAAAGCCGACGGCGGGAGGUGCCGGGGCCGCAGCCGCGAGGCAUUCCGCGGCAGCUGCCCAGGCCAAAGAGACACCCCUGGACCUCCCCAAUGGAGGUCUUGCGGACGUCCAGUUAGAUGUUAUAGAAGAAAUUGGAGACCUGGAGGACGACACGACGCCUUUGGACAUGUCGUGGCCCUCCGGUUUCCGUAAAAGGCUGACGUAUUUGUUGGUCGCCCCCAUUGUCUUCCCCCUUUGGAUGACCCUCCCGGACACCAGAACUCCGAGAGGGAAGAAGUAUUUCCCUGUAACAUUUAUAGGGUCGAUAGUAUGGAUAGCGUUUUUCUCCUACCUCAUGGUGUGGUGGGCGAACUUAGUGGGCGCGGCGGCGUACGUGCCCCCGGAGGUGAUGGGGCUCACGCUCCUCGCUGCGGGGACCUCGGUGCCGGACCUCAUAACGUCUGUGAUCGUCGCCAGGAAGGGCUUCGGGGACAUGGCCGUCUCCAGCUCGGUUGGCAGCAAUAUUUUCGACGUCACUGUUGGGUUACCCCUUCCGUGGCUUCUGUAUGGGAUAAUAUACGGAGAACCAGUCCGAGUCAACUCCAAAGGCAUGGUGUGCAGUAUCGUGUUGCUCUUUGCAAUGUUAGUCUUCGUCAUCAUAAGCAUCGCCUGCUUCAGGUGGAAGAUGAAUAAAGGGCUUGGUUUCACCAUGUUCCUUCUCUACUUCGUCUUCGUGGCUGUCAGUUUGGGUCUCGAAUACGGAUACUUCCAUUGCCCUAGUGAAUAAAUCAUGGUUUUUUUUUUGUACACUCGCGAACAUUUGGUAGCGACUGUUGCUGAUUGGCCCAUAAAGUAAAAUGCAGGUAUAACUGCAAGUAGCAUUGUGAUUUCGAAGAAAAUAAUAGAUACAGUAAAAUCUGGUUAAUUAAACCCAGAAGAUAGGAAUUUUUACAAUUACUACAUUUUACUUAUUCUAGAUAUUUGCUGAACUUCCUUACAUUAGAAACUAAACGAGAGAUUUAUAGUGGGACAUGAGGUAACUUCAUUUUGGUCAUUACGAUGCACCUGGUAUAAUUGAGUAUCAAUAUCAGAUAGAGAUCUGUUUUAGCUUUUCAUUUAUUACAACAGUUUUACCAACUUAACCAGAUUCGACUGAUUUACAGAUUAGGUACAAAAAUCUUAUUGCUUUGAUACAAAUUUAUUGUGUUCAUUGAUUUCAUGAAAAACAAUGUAAAACAAAGAACAACGUUACAGUAAGGAAUUAUUAAAACUCAAAUGUUGAUGAUGUUAUGAUUUUCUAGGAAGAACACGAAUAAAAAAUGAAAAUAACGAUAUCUUAUAUAUAUAAUAAUAAUUAUAUACAACCAUUGACCUUUAAUAGA
This is a messenger RNA of Pararge aegeria (speckled wood butterfly), 2361 nucleotides long. RefSeq names its product sodium/potassium/calcium exchanger Nckx30C. Gene Ontology annotation, biological process: calcium ion transmembrane transport; intracellular calcium ion homeostasis. The coding region runs from base 21 to 1766 and encodes 581 amino acids. Gene Ontology annotation, molecular function: calcium, potassium:sodium antiporter activity; calcium channel activity. Lineage: Eukaryota; Metazoa; Arthropoda; Insecta; Lepidoptera; Nymphalidae. The record is from RefSeq and is a predicted model, not a curated record. Gene Ontology annotation, cellular component: membrane. The transcript has 7 exons.